Messenger RNA from Cebus imitator (Panamanian white-faced capuchin), 2860 nucleotides. RefSeq names its product bridging integrator 1 (gene BIN1). Gene Ontology annotation, cellular component: synaptic vesicle; cytoplasm; plasma membrane. The transcript is spliced from 21 exons. NCBI's taxonomy places the organism in Eukaryota, Metazoa, Chordata, Mammalia, Primates, Cebidae. Gene Ontology annotation, molecular function: tau protein binding; phospholipid binding. Bases 615 to 2360 code for a protein of 581 amino acids. Gene Ontology annotation, biological process: regulation of endocytosis. The record is from RefSeq and is a predicted model, not a curated record.
AGUAAAGGGGUGACGGCGGGAAAGAUAGCCAGCAACGUGCAGAAGAAGCUCACCCGCGCGCAGGAGAAGGCUCUCGGAAGACCGGGAUGAAGCUGCCUGCAGACCUCACGCUGAACAGCAAAGAAUGAUGGAUGGUAAAGGCAUUGUGCAGAAAGUUCAGCAACUUUUUGCCUUGCCACAGUGACAGUGAUUGCCCUGCAGACGACUAAGAGAAAAGUGACCUUUCUUUCCAAGAGACCUGGCAAACGUGACUCAGACCCAGUGGUCAAGCUUAACACAGCUGUAAUGUGGUCGGAAGGCUGCCGGACUCUCGCCAAAGCAGCAUUUCACCUGAAUGUCAUCAUAAGGAAACAGAUGGAUCCGGUUGGGGGCGGGAUUUUCCAAGUGAUUGGUUUUCACUCUUAAAAAGAUACCAAUAUCAAGAAAGAAAAAAUAAAAGGAUGACAUUGAUUAAUAGGCAGGCGGGGAACAUUCUGGGCUAAAGGAAGAAGAGACCCGACAAUCAGAAGCAAUAUGUGAACUACAGCUGGAUCCUAGACUGAAAAACAGACAGCCCGGACGUACAGUGCACCUGGGGGUUACCCAAGGAUAUCUGAAUGUGGACCGUGUGUUAGAUGGUCCUCCAGAAGCUGGGGAAGGCAGAUGAGACCAAGGAUGAGCAGUUUGAGCAGUGUGUCCAGAACUUCAGCAAGCAGCUGACUGAAGGCACCUGGCUGCAGAAGGAUCUCUGGACCUACCUGGCCUCCGUCAAAGCCAUGCACGAGGCCUCCAAGAAGCUGAACGAGUGUCUGCAGGAGGUGUAUGAGCCCGACUGGCCCGGCAGGGAUGAGGCCAACAAGAUCGUAGAGAACAAUGACCUGCUGUGGAUGGAUUACCACCAGAAGCUGGUGGACCAGGCGCUGCUGACCAUGGACACGUACCUGGGCCAGUUCCCUGACAUCAAGUCACGCAUCGCCAAGCGGGGGCGCAAGCUGGUGGACUACGACAGUGCCCGGCACCACUACGAGUCUCUGCAAACCGCCAAAAAGAAGGACGAAGCCAAAAUCGCCAAGCCUGUCUCGCUGCUUGAGAAAGCCGCCCCCCAGUGGUGCCAAGGCAAACUGCAGGCUCAUCUCGUAGCUCAAACUAACCUGCUCCGAAAUCAGGCCGAGGAGGAGCUCAUCAAAGCCCAGAAGGUGUUUGAGGAGAUGAAUGUGGAUCUGCAGGAGGAGCUGCCGUCCCUGUGGAACAGCCGCGUAGGUUUCUAUGUCAACACGUUCCAGAGCAUCGCGGGCCUGGAGGAAAACUUCCACAAGGAGAUGAGCAAGCUCAACCAGAACCUCAACGAUGUGCUGGUCAGCCUGGAGAAGCAGCACGGGAGCAACACCUUCACGGUCAAGGCCCAGCCCAGAAAGAAAAGUAAACUGUUUUCGCGGCUGCGCAGAAAGAAGAACAGUGAAAACGCGCCUGCCAAAGGGAACAAGAGCCCUUCGCCUCCAGAUGGCUCCCCUGCCGCCACCCUUGAGAUCAGAGUCAACCACGAGCCAGAGCCAGCCGGCGGGGCCACGCCUGGGGCAGCCCUCCCCAAGUCCCCGUCUCAGCUCCGGAAAGGCCCACCAGUCCCUCCGCCUCCCAAACACACCCCGUCCAAGGAAGUCAAGCAGGAGCAGAUCCUCAGCCUGUUUGAGGACACGUUUGUCCCUGAGAUCAGCGUGACCACCCCCUCCCAGUUUGAGGCCCCGGGGCCUUUCUCGGAGCAGGCCAGUCUGCUGGACCUGGACUUUGACCCCCUCCCGCCCGUGACAAGCCCUGUGAAGGCGCCCACGCCCUCCGGUCAGUCAAUUCCGUGGGACCUCUGGGAGCCCACAGAGAGUCCAGCUGGCAGCCUGCCUUCCGGGGAGCCCAGCGCUGCUGAGGGCACCUUUGCUGUGGCCUGGCCCAGCCAGACGGCCGAGCCGGGGCCUGCCCAACCAGCAGAGGCCUCGGAGGUGGCGGGUGGGGCCCAACCUGCGGCUGGAGCCCAGGAGCCCGGGGAGACGGCGGCGAGUGAAGCAGCCUCCAGCUCUCUUCCUGCCGUCGUGGUGGAGACCUUUCCGGCAACUGUGAAUGGCACCGUGGAGGGUGGCAGUGGGGCUGGGCGCCUGGACCUACCCCCAGGUUUCAUGUUCAAGGUGCAGGCCCAGCACGACUACACCGCCACCGACACCGACGAGCUGCAGCUCAAGGCUGGCGACGUGGUGCUGGUGAUCCCCUUCCAGAACCCCGAGGAGCAGGAUGAAGGCUGGCUCAUGGGCGUGAAGGAGAGCGACUGGAACCAGCACAAGGAGCUGGAGAAGUGCCGGGGCGUCUUCCCCGAGAACUUCACCGAGAGGGUCCCGUGACGGCGGGGCCCAUGCAGCCUCCGGGCGUGUGAAGAGCACCUCCUCCCGAAAAAUGUGUGCUUCUUUUUUGUUUUGUUUUGUUUUUCGUUUUUAAUCUUCUGAAGAGCAAAGGGAAAUCAAGAGGAGACUCCAGGCAGAGGGGUGUUCUCCCAAAGAUUAGGUCGUUUUCCAAAGAGCCGCGUCCCGGCGAGUCCGGCGGAAUUCACCAGUGUUCCUGAAGCUGCUGUGUCCCCUAGUUGAGUUCCUGGCGCCCCUGCCUGUGCCCGCAUGUGUGCCUGGCCGAAGGGCGGGGCUGGGGGCUAUGCCAAGCCACCACGCUUGCCUGAAGCUUCGGCCGCGCCACCGGGCAAAGGCCCUCUUUUCCUGGCAGCCUCUGUGGGUGGGGCCCAGCACCAGCCUAGCCUGGCCCUGCCCCGCAGACGGUCUGUGUGCUGUUUGAAAAUAAAUCUUAGUGUUCAAAACAAAAUGAAACAAAAACUCUGAUAAAAACACUCAGAAAA